CACGCGCUAACAUGCGUCAUUAUGUAAGGGCAGCUCGACCACCGCGCGCCCACGGGGCUCAUGUCGCUUACAGAUCCUGUUUGACCAGCAGUGCAUGCACAGACUGCGUCGAGAGUUAGCGAAACUUGUGUAACUUCGGCGCGCUGUUCCGCUAAGUUUAGCAUCACUGAGAAGCGUAACGAUGCAAAGCAGUUAAAAAGAUGCAGGUGAAGAGCAGGACUCGGGACAGGUCGCUCCCUGUGUUGCACACGCGGUCUUUACAUCGCAUGUAUUCUCACUGCGAUCGCUCUCGAAAUUAACAACCUAGACGUCCUAGUAGCGUUAAGAUUUUAGCACAGAAGGCCUGUAAUGCUCCCCAUUUGAAAGAGGCUCCUUAUGCACCUAAAAUGCAACUUUGUGGCUUAAUCUCAUGUCCAUCGAAAGAAGGAAUCGAUCCCAGCAAAAGUUAUCCGAGCACUCGCAGCGAAUGGAAAUGUCUCUGACUGAUAGAGCUUUUACUUUCUUGUUUCAACGCUAACGUGCUAAAAAAAAAAAACCAUCAGCACACCACACGGAACUGCUUCUGAGGCCUUCACAUUCAGUGUCAGCGUCUGUCUAGCUUAGUUUGCGAGUGCACAUAUAGCUGAGUCUAAGUCUGUCAAUAGAAUGUGUUAAAUGUGGUGAGAGGUGUUAGUCUCUGGCCUCCUGCUUCGAGCUCAGAGGCCUGUUGAACAGAAAUCUGCUGAUGUUCAGGAGUGUCACGUGAGCUAUCACUAUCAUUUGAUAAGAGCUUCAUAAUGGGCGAUUGUGCGUUUACUUCCUAGCCAAAACCUGUGUGGAGGUGUAAAGCUCUUUGAAAGUGACUUGAGGAAUCCAUAAAGUCGCAUUAUAUUGACAGGACUUAUGUAGUGGUAAUCUAAUGUGGACUCUGUCCUGUUGGGAAUGCUUUAUCAUGUUAGCAGUGUUGCGACCUUCAGUUGUAGUUUGGUAUAGAAAUAACGAGUUAUGUCUAGAAUGGGAGCCUUGUGGGUAAAAGCUUUUCAGGAAAAAGAGAACAUGGGUUGAUAAUACUCUAUUGAAUAAGAACUCUGCCGUGAAGAGCAAGAAGGCCCGUCUUGCUUGACGUGAUUGCUUGUAAUGGGCUCUUUGGUGUAUUUGUGUACUUGGGCUGUGUUUGAUAAUGAACUUUGUUUUUUUAACCUAGUUGACAUUGUUAGGUGAGGUUAAUGGGAUAUUUUAUCCUGAUAUACCACAGCUAAUAUGUAUUGACGCCUUUAAGCAUACAGGAAACGCCCAAAAUUGUGAGGAGAAAGUAAAAAUGUUGCACUGAAGGUUUAUAUUAUCUUAAUGUAUACAUAGGGGCAAUAUAUGCCUGUAUUGUGUUUUUGCAUGACAUUAGGCUUCGUUAGAUAAAGCCAGUGGUAACUGACCUGUUCAGGCCUUAUCAGACAUUGGCAGGAUGUACAGCAUUGACUCUCUUGUAAAAUCUGUCUGUCUCCGUGGCUUGAUUGUGAAGGGAAACAACCCAACUCUAAUAGAGCCGGUAUAAAUAAUACACCAAGACAGCAAAUUAGCCCCUGUGUCUUUCUCAGCAUGGUAACGGAGAUUGACGGGAGCAACAUUUCAGAAAAGCAAGGCCACAGAGAGGCGUUUGACAAAGGCACUGGAUGGAUAGCAUCGACGCUGAAGCCCUCUACCUGACCACAGCGCAGCACGGGCAACCUCAAUGCGAGCUUUCCCUUCCUGCUGUGGAGGUACCUGCCCUUGGCGGAACCAAGAAGAUGAAUGGGUCUCUGGACCACCCAGACCAGCCCGACAUUGAUGCUAUAAAGAUGUUUGUGGGUCAGAUCCCUCGGACGUGGUCAGAGGAUCAGCUGCGUGAGCUGUUUGAGCCCUAUGGUGCAGUUUAUGAAAUCAAUGUUCUUCGGGACAGGAGUCAGAACCCCCCACAGAGUAAAGGUUGUUGUUUUGUCACAUAUUACACCCGUAAAUCUGCAUUAGAAGCACAAAAUGCCCUUCACAACAUGAAGAUUCUUCCAGGGAUGCAUCAUCCCAUACAGAUGAAACCUGCAGACAGUGAGAAAAAUAAUGCGAUAGAAGAUAGAAAGCUGUUUAUUGGAAUGAUUUCAAAGAAGUGCAAUGAGAAUGACAUAAGGCUCAUGUUUUCUCCAUACGGUCAAAUUGAGGAGAGCCGCAUACUGAGAGGCCCUGACGGACUGAGCCGUGGCUGUGCCUUUGUCACAUUCACAGCGAGACAGAUGGCUCAGUCUGCUAUCAAAUCCAUGCACCAGUCACAGACCAUGGAGGGCUGUUCUUCUCCCAUCGUGGUGAAGUUUGCAGACACUCAGAAGGAUAAAGAACAGAAACGUAUCGCCCAGCAGCUGCAGCAACAAAUGCAACAGCUCAAUGCUGCCUCUAUGUGGGGAAAUCUCACAGGACUGAACUCACUUGGGCCACAGUACCUUGCACUUUAUUUGCAGCUUCUACAACAGUCUGCAUCCUCUGGAAAUGCGCUCAACAAUCUCCAUCCAAUGUCAGGUCUGAAUGCCAUGCAGAAUCUGGCUGCAUUAGCGGCAGCAGCGAGUGCUACACAGGCCACGCCCACAGGUAGCAGUGCUCUGACCACCUCCAGCUCCCCUCUCAGCGUCCUCACCAGCUCAGGUAUGCCCUCCGGACAGCCUGCUCAAUCUGCCUGGGACGCCUACAAGGCGGGUUCCUCUCCCACCUCCAGUACUAGUUCUUCUGUGAACCCCAUGGCGUCUUUAGGUGCUCUUCAGUCUCUUGCUGCGGGCGCUGGAGCAGGUCUCAACAUGAGCUCCCUAGCAAGCAUGGCUGCUCUGAAUGGUGGUCUGGGCAGCGGAGGUCUCUCAAACGGCUCGGGCAGUGCUAUGGAGGCUCUGACUCAGGCAGCCUAUUCUGGGAUCCAGCAAUAUGCCGCUGCCGCUCUGCCCAGCCUCUACAGUCAGAGCUUACUGUCCCAGCAGAACGUUAGUGCCGCUGGCAGCCAGAGGGAAGCAAGUCCCAAUCAGAGCGCGGGCCCUGAAGGAGCAAACUUGUUCAUCUACCAUCUGCCACAAGAGUUUGGUGAUCAGGAUUUGCUGCAGAUGUUUAUGCCUUUCGGCAAUGUUAUCUCUGCCAAGGUCUUUAUUGACAAACAGACCAACCUUAGCAAGUGUUUUGGGUUUGUUAGUUACGACAAUCCAGUUUCGUCCCAGGCAGCAAUUCAGUCAAUGAACGGUUUUCAGAUUGGGAUGAAGCGGCUGAAGGUGCAGCUUAAACGAUCCAAAAAUGACAGCAAGCCAUACUGAGUCAAUUUACUCUCAAAUGGACUUGUUUUGAAAAUGUUUUUCUGAUUUCUUCGUGCCCGUUUGUCAUCGUUUGCCUAGCAUGUCGAUGUGACGUCAAAAGUUCAUCGUCCAGUCCGUUGUCCUCUUCGCUUCUCUGACGCUUGAAAUUUCACACUUGACCUUUUUGUUAACUUUUGACGCUUAUUGAUUACUUAUUGUUUGUUUCUUUGUGUGAUGUUCAUUUGUCAUUUGUGCUGCCAAUAGGGAGCGUUAGAAAGACUGCUAAAAGUGUAAAAAGUUUCCUGAAAACUGUUCUGAGUAAAGAGUCUAUUUUUCUAGAACGUACAAACAUAACCACUAGAUUUUUGCAGAAGCUUUUAAUUUUAAUUUUUCAGAUUUUUUCUUUAUCGAUUUUUAUUGUUUAAGCAGUCUUCCUAACGCUUCUAAUUGUACUCCUUUUUGAUUUUUUUUUUUUUCUUCUCAAAGCAGCCAUUCAGUUUAUAGAAUCACUUGUGUGUUCAAGUGUGGGUGUGUUUCCCUCUUUCUCUCACUUGUUAGUUCUAAACCUUUUAGAGGAUGUUUUCAUCACAUUUUGCUGAAAUGGAGGAUAAACUUUGUAAUUUUGUGUUAGGUUAGUUGGCAUGAUGUAAUUUUGGGAGUUUCUAUUAACAGAGUGACAUUACAAUAGACACUUGAAUUGCCUUUUUUCCUUGUGUCGAGCCAACACAGGCACGUGUUUUUCAUUUUCUUAUUGUGUGAAAAUCAGGAUUAGUCUGAAAUAAUGCAUAGAAUGAGCAGAGUUGAAUUUCUUGUCACAGGUAAAUAUUAAGCAUGCAUGUUUUUUUUUUUUUUUGUAAGUGCACUGAAAUCCUCAGCAAAAUGUGAUCUAGUUCUGUUUCAAAAAGUCAAGAUUAAUAAAGUGGUGCCAAAAGUUUUGCAUGUUGCUGUUGGUUACAUUUACAAUGUUUUACAUCAUGCUUAUGGCUCCUUCUACAAUGACGUGGUCUCAUUUUGAUAGUUUAAGAUUUAAAAAACAAUACAAUGUGUGUUUAGGUUAUGGGUUAAAGUGUGUUUUAACAAUGUAUUAUAAAAAUUGAAGUGUUUCUCAAAUGAGUCCUUGGGUAUAAAUUUAUUGUGCCUACAACAGCAAAAACACAUGCUCUUCUUGAUGUUGUUCAGUUAACGAAAAUGUUAAGACCAUACAGUUGGUUUGUUUUACAGAGCUUGCAAGCAUUUUUUUUCAUUCUGACUUCUGUAUCAGUUGUGAAGUUCUGGACUGAUUGGUAGAGCUCAACCGAAGCUUCGCCCCCUUAGCCUUUAGUUUAAAGGCAUGUCUCCAUGAAUGAAGAGCUACAUUUGGAAGUCUUUUUCUUUUUAAAGAUGUAUUCUGACAGACUAAUCUAAUUGGGGGUUGAGGUGGUUGUUUUCUAUUUAGAUUUUAAGCUGCUGUUUUGUGAGUUUAAAUGUACUCUGAAAGAAAAUUUCCUGUGGGACGUUUGUCAUUACUGGUACAGAGUGAUUGUAUUUAAGAUUUGUACAGAUUUUGCCUUUUCUACUUCAUAAGCUGUUUCACAAUGUAAAUCCCAGUAAGUAGAAGCAUGUAGACCGUAACACCAUGACCAAACACCAACCUGUACAAAGUAACCAAAAUACAAACAAAAAAUUAACUCCACAAAACAGCCUUUAACUGACUUAAUUUUUUUUUUUUAAGUUGUUUUGUCAUUUAAGUUGUGUGGUUUUCAUUGGAAGUGUAGAGAGUGCAGAACUGAUUAAAUGUCUGAAAUGUAUUGGUUAAGGAUUUCACACUACUGUCUCUACAGAAAUAUAGCAGAACGGACACCCAUGAAGCAGUCAUCUGGUAGUUUAUCUUUAGUUUAUGUAUGAUUAAACUGUUUGAAAACAUUCA
This is a messenger RNA of Cyprinus carpio (common carp), 5172 nucleotides long. Its product is annotated as CUGBP Elav-like family member 1. Gene Ontology annotation, biological process: mRNA splice site recognition; regulation of alternative mRNA splicing, via spliceosome. Gene Ontology annotation, molecular function: mRNA 3'-UTR binding. Gene Ontology annotation, cellular component: ribonucleoprotein complex; nucleus; cytoplasm. The record is from RefSeq and is a predicted model, not a curated record. Lineage: Eukaryota; Metazoa; Chordata; Actinopteri; Cypriniformes; Cyprinidae. The transcript has 17 exons. The coding region runs from base 1647 to 3287 and encodes 546 amino acids.